Synchiropus splendidus (mandarinfish) is the source of this 1900-nucleotide messenger RNA. Its product is annotated as oocyte zinc finger protein XlCOF20-like. Gene Ontology annotation, cellular component: nucleus. The transcript has 2 exons. The record is from RefSeq and is a predicted model, not a curated record. Gene Ontology annotation, biological process: regulation of transcription by RNA polymerase II. Bases 21 to 1187 code for a protein of 388 amino acids. Gene Ontology annotation, molecular function: DNA-binding transcription factor activity, RNA polymerase II-specific; RNA polymerase II cis-regulatory region sequence-specific DNA binding. Lineage: Eukaryota; Metazoa; Chordata; Actinopteri; Syngnathiformes; Callionymidae.
CGGAAGUACGCGCUGAGGCGAUGGCGAAGCAAAAGACGGAAGAGCCGCGCAAAGUUCUAGAUGUGUCUCGGGAAGCUAAACUGGAUCCGAACAAGACAGACGUCCAGCAGCUGCUGGUAAGUAAGCACGAAGCAGGACCUUCUCAGAUCAAAGAGGAAGAAGAGGAGAUAGACGUCACCAAGCUGCCCUACAAUAUUGUUGUUGUGAAGAGUGAAGAAGAUGACGCUCAGAGAGGCGUGGAGCUUCUGGCCAGCAGCUCCAUCCACAUCAAAACUGAAGCUGGUGGGGAUGACUCUGGAGGACCAGAAUCUGCCGACAGCCAAGGUCAAAUUCUCUUCCCUAACCACCGGAGGUCACUGUCUUCUGAUUCUGACACUGAUGACAGCGAGGACUGGGGGGAAACCAGCAACACAUUGCCUGCUUUAGACUCCGUGGAGAAACUCGUUCCUGUCAGUGAAAAGAAUGAUGACAAGUCACUGACCUGCUCCAACUGUGGGAGGGAGUGUUCAUCCAAGGUUGCCCUGAACCAGCAUAAGAAAACAUGCCGAGUUGUGACUUGUCCAGUUUGUGGGAAAAUGUUGACCCAGAAAGGACACCUUGCGACCCAUAUGAGGGUCCACACGGGUGAAAAACCUUUCAGCUGCCCUGAGUGUGGAAAAUCCUUCAGUAAGAAGGGAGUGCUGAAAGAUCACAUGAUCAUUCACACUGGAGUAAAGCCCUUCAAAUGCAAUGAAUGUGGUAAAUGUUUCAGUCAGAGAGGCAACCUGAAGACUCACAUGAGAAUCCACACCGGAGAGAAACCUUACAGCUGCUGUGAGUGCGGUAAACGGUUUAAUCAGAGAGAAAAUCUCAAGACUCACAUGAAGAUCCACACAGGAGAGAAACCCUUUGGCUGCACCUUUUGUGGCAAACGCUUCAAUCAGAAGGAAACUCUGAAGAUCCACAUGAGGAUCCACACAGGAGAAAAACCCUUUGGCUGCACGCUGUGCUGCAAGUCUUUUUAUGACAAAGGACAUCUGAAUAACCACAUGAAAACACACACCAGCAAAACACCGUUCUGUUGCCCAGAAUGUGGAAAAUACUUUAAACUGGAAGAAGAUCUGGCGUAUCAUAUCAAAUUUCAUAAAAAAGCUAAACUUUCUGCCAAGAGUGAGGACACGUUGUCUGAAACCAGGUCUGACUUUUGAUCGAGUUGUUUUCAAACUAACUAGAAGUCUGACAGAACCUCAUUGUUAUUUUUCUUGCCACAGACAGUUCUCCACUGUCACCUACCUUCUCCUCCUCCUGUCACACCUUCAUCAUGACCCUCAAUGUCUCCUUCAUCUCCAACUCGGUCUCUCCUCUCCAUGUGCCUAAUCCAUCUGUCCUCCUUAACUUUGCCUCCAAACUUUUCACAAUAACAACCUCAGUGUCUUCAUCUUUGACUCUCUUGACUCUGACACUUGUCUUGUUAAAACAGUCACGGUCACCAUGACAAUCCCAAACAAUUCCUUGUCAAAUUCCUGGUCCUCUUCAAACAGAUUCUGAAAGUAAAAUAAAUGGCACAUUUUGGCUUUACUCUCUCCCACUACCAGAUCCAGUGACAGAUUGAAGUUACUCCCCUCUUUUACCAUUUUACAUGCCAAGGAGGACAACCAAAGAAAACUGACCCUUUGUUAUGACUCCAUGCUGGUCGUUGUUUUUCUUUAUCUUUGAAUAAAAUUUGAAUGUGACGUUCAAACCGUGGCCAGUACUGCUCCGCGAUGCUUUGUGAGGCUGAACAUCCGAGAAUCUCGCUCAGGCGACGCUGCUAAGGGUGUCUGUUCUCUUCACCUGUGAUGCUGAGCCAGGGUCCUGCAGAGAGGCUGUCCUGCAUGGGCCCUGAUCUUUACUUAAAUUAGAUUUAAUAACAGAAAUUCCU